This is a messenger RNA of Exserohilum turcica Et28A, 1784 nucleotides long. RefSeq lists its product as uncharacterized. The coding region runs from base 102 to 1784 and encodes 560 amino acids. The record is from RefSeq and is a predicted model, not a curated record. Lineage: Eukaryota; Fungi; Ascomycota; Dothideomycetes; Pleosporales; Pleosporaceae. The transcript has 2 exons. Gene Ontology annotation, molecular function: CoA-ligase activity.
CUUUGCAUUGCAGAAUUGCAUCGUUUCUACUUGGGUUUUGCGCGCAUUCGUUUGAAGUGAAGCUGUUUCGUUACUAGCAUUACGGCCCUGAUUAUAUCAAUAUGGUAAUCUUCAAGUCGAAGCAGCCUCCUAUCGACUUGCCCACCGACUUGACAGACUGGGACUGGCUCUUUGAUUCUCCCUACUCACCAAUCAAUAAACAUCCUCGGAGCGAGCUUGCCGAUUUCCUAAAUGCCAUCACAAAAGAACGCGUGGACUGGGCCGAUGUGAAGAGGUAUUCUACAUACAUCUCCACGGCCUUGGUUAAAAAUUAUGGUCUUAAAGAAGAGCAGACUGUUGCGCUUUUCAGUCAGAACACAGUAUGGUACCCAGUAGCGAUGUUUGCGGGACUCCGUGUUGGCGCGAGAAUCAGCGGUGCAAGCCCAGCCUACAAUGUCGAGGAAAUGACUUUUGCGCUCAAGACUGCGGACGUAAAGUUCUUGAUGACUACGCCAGGAAGCAUGGAAAUUGCAGCGGCGAGCGCAAAAGCAGCAGGAAUACCUCAGUCCAAUGUCUUCUUGCUAGAGGGCGAGCUACCCGGGUAUACCACCGUCCAGGAUUUGAUCCGCAUGGGGGAGUCGUAUGGCGAAUCAGGACAGGUACCUGCAUACAAGCUUCCUCCUGGCAAGAAAAAUAAGGACAUCUGCGGCUUUCUCUCCUUCUCGUCGGGAACCACAGGUCUUCCAAAGGCCGUCAUGAUCAGUCAUCAGAAUGUGAUUGCGCAAUGUCUUCAGAUACAGCAGCUAACGCCGGAAUCGCACAAGAAAAUCAUGGCAGUGCUUCCAUUAUUCCACAUUACCGGGCUGGUUCAUCAGAUGCAUCUUCCGAUUCUCCUCAACGCCGAAGUAGUCAUGCUUCCGCAAUUCACCAUGGAGAACAUGCUCAAAAUCAUUGUCGAAUACAAGCUCACAGAGCUUCUCCUGGUCCCACCGAUCAUCAUCAGACUCGUCCGCGACCCCCUCGUAGACAAGUACGAUCUCAGCCACGUUACUCGCUUCUCGUCGGGCGCGGCCCCGCUCUCCGAAGAAAUCAUCCACCAGCUGCAGAAGAAGUUUCCCAAUACAGGAUUCAAACAGGGCUACGGAAUGACCGAGUCAUGUUCCUGCAUCACUGCACAUCCAGCUGACAAGUACUCGUACAAAUACGCGCACUCGGGCGGCGCCAUUGUCGCCUCCACCGAAGUCAAAAUCAUCAAGGACGACGGCACAGAAGGCGACGUCGGCGAGCAUGGCGAAGUGCUCGCUCGCGGUCCCCAAGUCGUAAUGGGCUAUCUCAACAACGAAAAAGCCACGCGCGAGACGUUCGACGCAGACGGCUUCCUGCACACGGGGGACCGCGGCGCCAUCGACGCAGAAGGCAUGAUCUACAUUUCCGACCGCAUCAAAGAACUCAUCAAGGUAAAAGGCAUCGGCGUUGCGCCCGCCGAGCUCGAAGACCUGCUUCUCGGGCACCCCAAAGUCGAGGACGUGGCCGUCAUGAGCGUGCCCGACGAGUACUCCGGCGAGCGGCCCAAGGCGUACGUGGUGCUCAAGCCAGGGAUCCACGAGAACACGGCUGUCGGCAGGGAAAUCAUCGCCUAUGUGAGGGAGAAGAAGGUGCGCUACAAGUGGGUCAAGGAAGUCGAGUUUACACAUGAGAUUCCAAAGAGUCCCUCCGGCAAGAUUCUGAGGCGAGUGCUGCGUGACAAGGAGAAGAGUGAAGUGCGUAGCCUUGUUGUGAGGGAUGAAGAGAAGGCUAGGUUGUAG